This is a messenger RNA of Spathaspora passalidarum NRRL Y-27907, 2005 nucleotides long. RefSeq names its product Smm1p (gene SMM1). The record is from RefSeq and is a predicted model, not a curated record. The coding region runs from base 11 to 1195 and encodes 394 amino acids. Gene Ontology annotation, molecular function: tRNA dihydrouridine synthase activity; flavin adenine dinucleotide binding. Gene Ontology annotation, cellular component: cytoplasm. Lineage: Eukaryota; Fungi; Ascomycota; Pichiomycetes; Serinales; Debaryomycetaceae. The transcript has a single exon. Gene Ontology annotation, biological process: tRNA dihydrouridine synthesis.
ACAGGCAACCAUGUUAAAUUAUGCAUCUAAAAUAUGUCUUGCGCCUAUGGUCCGUAGUGGAGAGUUGCCUAUACGGUUAGUCUCUUUGAAAUACGGAUGCGAUUUGGUAUGGACUCCGGAAAUUGUCGACAAGAAACUCAUCACCUGUGUAAGAACCGUAAAUCCGAGUUUAGGCACCAUUGACUAUAUCGAAUCCAAGAAUCAGAGUUUGACAUUCAGGAAACAUCCGCUUGAAGAUGGCAAGUUAGUGUUGCAACUUGGCUCAAGCAAUGCCGACCUAGCCGUGGAAGCAGGGUUGAAAGUUAUUAAUGAUGUCGAUGGGAUUGAUUUGAAUUGUGGAUGUCCCAAACAUUUCUCGAUCCAUUCAGGAAUGGGUGCUGCUUUGUUACGCACACCCGAUGUGUUAUGCGAAAUUCUCACAGCAUUAGUUGAGAAAGUUGGCCGUCCAAACAAUAAACCUAUAAGUUGUAAAAUCAGGUUAUUGCCAGAAUUUGAAGAGACAAAGACGUUAGUGGAGAGGAUAUGUGCUACCGGUAUCCUGAAUUUAACAAUACAUUGUCGUACACCUAUAAUGAGAAACCGUCAAGAUCCAAUAUGGAAUUAUUUGCCCAAGCUUAUUCCUAUAAUUCAAGAUUCUGGCGUAAAUGUCAUUAUUAACGGGAACAUGCAAGGUGUCAAGGAUUUGGCUAGUUUGCAAACAGCUAUGAAGAAUGACCAAGUGGGAAUUAUGAUAGCUGAAGCGGCAGAAGCUAAUCCUUCUGUAUUUUCCGAAGCUCCUCGAUUACAAAAACAAAUAGUGAAAGAUGUUUUCGAAGCGUGUAAAAAGUAUCACUCAUUCAGUGGGAGUAAGUUCUUGAUUCAAAACAUGGUCCAUGGAAAGUCAAAGUACUAUCAAGAACUAUGCCGUACAAAAACAUUUGCAGAUAUGGAGGUAUUGAUUGAGCGUAUAAUUGACGACACUGAAGAUGCAAAAAUGAAUAGAAUUACUAAUCGAAAUUCACAAAAGUUUAAUAGUUAUACGUUGGAAGAGUAUAAUGAACAUAUGAACAAACGAGGGGUGCUAAUGCACCAAUUCUUUGAUAACUGGAGAGAAGAAGAAAUGUUGAAGAGAUUGAAUGAUGAUCCUAAGAAGGAAGUUAAGAGGGUUAAAGUAAAUUCGGUUGAUGUUAAUAAACGGGUUAAAAUAGCGAGCUAGAUAGAAUAUUAAUAGACAAAAACUACCACUUCGUAGUCUACAAGGUGAUUUCGUGAAAUUUAUAUUUACUUGCUACGGCAAGGCUGCUCAUUUUGUGAGCAAUAUAUACAAGUCUAUACCAAAGCUUGAGGUUCAGUAUUUGAAUUAAAUGCUCUCUUUAUACCACACCAAGCACCAGCACCCAAUGCCAUCAAUGCAGAAGCAUAAAACAUAGGCUUAACACCAGCACUACUCUUGAACAAGGCACCGGCAAGGGCACCAGCAGCCACAGAAUUGUAAUCGUCGUGUUUAUCUCUUAUGGCAUCGAUGGAUGAGUCAAUCAAGUUGUAAGUUAAUGCCAAGACACCGGCACUAUUACCCAAGAACGGUCCUCUCUUGGUGAUGUGAUUCAACACGGUGUUUAAUUUUAAUUUAGGUGGGGCGUUGGCAGGGAUGUUCUUGACCCCUUCUUGUAAACCAUAGGCACCACCAAGUCCAAGACCGAGUAAGUAAACGGCCCCGGUACCGUAACAUAAGUCGUCACUCCAUGAUCGAGAAGGGAUUAUACCUUGAGAGCCUUCAACAGCGUUAAGUUUUUCGUCUUCUAAAUCAAGAUAUUCUACUCCCUUUUCCAAUCCUGCUAAUGGGUGAAGUUGAGAUGCUGUGUAUAAGUUAGGUGAUUGGAUCAUGGCGUGGACGUCGGUGACUUCCUUAGGGUCAAAGCCAAGGGUUUGUUUAAGAGAAGCAUCAUCUGUUUGACUACUGCUUGAUUUUCCAAAUAACCAUGACAUAUUGAGUGUGUGUGUGUAUAUGUAUCUGUCUCUAUGAGUU